CCCCUCACCUCUAACACUCCCCCCGGGGCAGCCAUGAGACCGCCGUGACCUCUGACCCCCCCGGCACCCCCCGGGACCCUCCCGUCUCCCCCCGUCCCCCCCCCCCCGGCACCGCCGCUCCCGGAAGAACCGAGGGGAGGGGCGGGGGGAGAGCGGCAGCGAGAGGAGACGGUGAGCAGGAUGGCGGCUGCCACCAUGGGCGGUGGCACCGGUGGUGGCACUGGUGGUGGUACUGGUGGUGACACUGGUGGUGACAGUGGUGGUGGCAGUGUCCGUGCGGGUGUCCCGGGGCGCGUACAGGCGCUGCGGGAUGAGGUCUCCGGGGUCACCUCCAUCAUGAGCCACAACCUGGAGCAGAUCCUGGCCCGGGGGGAGAACCUGGAGCGGCUCCAGAGCAAGAGCCAGGACCUGGAGGCCACCUCGGAGCAGUUCCGGACGACGUCCCAGCGGGUGGCCCGGCGGUUCUGGUGGCAGAACGUGAGGGUGCUGGUGGGCCUGGGGGUGCUGGGGGACCAUCCUGCUGCUCCUUGUCAUCCUCCUGGCCACCGUGUCAUCCCCACCUAGGACACCCCGAGGACACCCCAGAAAUAAAGGGACAACACG
This is a messenger RNA of Calypte anna (Anna's hummingbird), 603 nucleotides long. It is a transcript of the gene VAMP8, whose product is annotated as vesicle associated membrane protein 8. Lineage: Eukaryota; Metazoa; Chordata; Aves; Apodiformes; Trochilidae. Gene Ontology annotation, molecular function: syntaxin binding; SNAP receptor activity. The coding region runs from base 181 to 564 and encodes 127 amino acids. The transcript is spliced from 3 exons. The record is from RefSeq and is a predicted model, not a curated record. Gene Ontology annotation, biological process: SNARE complex assembly; vesicle fusion. Gene Ontology annotation, cellular component: plasma membrane; SNARE complex.